Molecule: messenger RNA, 1659 nt
Organism: Exophiala mesophila
Lineage: Eukaryota; Fungi; Ascomycota; Eurotiomycetes; Chaetothyriales; Herpotrichiellaceae
Exons: 2
Coding region: 1-1659 (552 amino acids)
Molecular function (GO): phosphatidylinositol binding
Source: RefSeq, a predicted model, not a curated record
AUGGCAACCAAUUCUUCGACAGGACAAACACCCAAAGCCGGCCCUACGCUAUGGCAGCGUACCAAAGGCUACUCAAACACAGCCUAUGAAAAGGGUCUCAAACCAGGAUGGAACAAGGCAUACGCAGUUGUCGACAAGCUCGGCGCCCCCGUCAAUCGAUUCUCCAAUCGAGUUGGCGCAGAGGCUUUUUGGCCUACUACGCUGGACAAGGAAUCUGAAAAGGCUGCUCGAAUUCUAAGAGGCUUUGCUAAGGAUGGCUUCUAUGAGGAAGUCGAUCAAAAACAGGCACAGAAGAUAGCCGAUCGAGAGGCCACCGCAGACGGAAUCCCUCAAGGAAAACAGAGAGUGAUAAAGAAAAUCCCUACCAAAGUCAUCCAGGAAUGCGUCGGGUUGGCUAUAUUCACCACCAUGCGGACAGGGUGGGUAAUUGGCGGAUCCGGCGGCGCAGGUGUUCUCGUUGCAAGACACCCAGAAACCCGCGAAUGGAGUCCCCCCAGCGGUAUCCAUAUUCAGAACCUGUCCUUUGGAUUUCUUGUUGGUGUCGACAUCUACGACGCUGUUCUGGUCAUCAACACGUACAAGGCCUUAGAAGCCUUCACAAAAGUGAGAUGUACUCUGGGCGCCGAGGUCGGCGUUGCUGCCGGCCCCGUGGGAAUGGGCGGCACCCUUGACACAGAAGUCGUCAAACGACAGGCACCUAUCUGGUCCUACGUCAAGUCCCGUGGCUUUUAUGCCGGUGUGGCCAUGGAAGGUCAGCUAGUAAUAGAAAGAACCGACGAAAAUGAGCGCUUCUAUGGCGAGAGGGUUGGUGUUUCAGAUAUCCUCGUGGGAAAACUGCGACAUCCUCCAGUCGCUCAGUAUCAGGUCCUUCUCGACACCCUCAAAGCCGCUCAAGGAGACGAAGUGGACGACGCCUUGCUCCCCGAUGGAGUUGCUCCCAGCGAUAUGGAACUGAUCUCUGACACAUCUACCUUUGGUAUACCUGCUGAGGACGACCCGGACCCAUUUGGCGUCAAAGCCCUCGAAGCCGAAGGAUUAAACAUCAGAGAGGCUGGUACGCAUCAGAGACCGAGUGCCGAGGCCUUUGAAUUCAGGCCCUCACCUACAAGUCCCAUUUACUCUCAUUUUAACAGGCAAAGUGUCGAUGGAUCUGUUAGAAGUCGGAAGUGGCGAGAUAGCACCAAUAGUCUGGCAAGCAUUGACAGGGGAACACAGACAGACGAGGACGAGAAGACGAAAUCCACAGAUCACAGCCCCAGACGAGAUGAGAAGAGGACGACCGAAGCUCCACGCAAGCACAGCCAGCUUGUCAAUGAGGACGAUGAUCAAGGGAACGACCGAAGCGAGUCUUUCUCUGAUGUUGACUCGGACGCUGAAAUCUCUACGGCAGUGCCAGUCAUGGCCAAGGCAAGGAUGGUGGAUGUUCCCAAACGACCACCGCCAGCACUGCCACCUCGCAAUCCCGAAAGGGUGGUGUCUCCUGUUGCUGUGACAGAGCAUCCUUCUGAUGGCUUUGAUCGGAUUUCUCUGAAUGCUGGUGACGAGCGUAAUAGUCGUGAUGGUGGACGGACCUCCUCACCUGCUCGUUCCUUCCAUUCCGUUCCUGGAACCCCGAACGAAGAGAAGAAGCCGAAUGAACAACCUGGGUCAUUCAACUAG